Trichoderma gamsii is the source of this 999-nucleotide messenger RNA. RefSeq lists its product as hypothetical. Bases 1 to 999 code for a protein of 332 amino acids. Gene Ontology annotation, cellular component: mitochondrial large ribosomal subunit. The record is from RefSeq and is a predicted model, not a curated record. NCBI's taxonomy places the organism in Eukaryota, Fungi, Ascomycota, Sordariomycetes, Hypocreales, Hypocreaceae. Gene Ontology annotation, molecular function: structural constituent of ribosome. The transcript has 3 exons.
AUGAUGGCAGCGUCAAGUAGAGGCAGCAGAGCCGUUCGAGGCAUCUUCUCAUCAUCCCCCACAAUCUGCUCCAGAUGCGCAACAACGCGAUUCUAUUCUGCGGCUGCAGCGGCGGAGAUAAAGGCGUCUGUUACUGACGCUGCUCCUCCUCCUCCGACCAAAUCACCCUAUCCUUACGACAUCCGCUCCGGCCUCGUCCUCACACGGCCGCCCCUCCUGACGAGAACCCUCCACCCGUUCGAGAACGCCUAUUAUUUCUACCAGAAGCGUCUGGAGGAACGUCUCAACACGCCCUUUAUCACAAGCAUAUACUUCAAGCCCGACACGGCAGCGCAGCUCGACUGGAGCCUGAAAGUCCAGGAGCGAGGCGGCACGGUAGCCAAGGAGCUGGGGACGUACCACGGAAAGAGCUCCAAGGCGUGGGACGAUGAGCUGAAAGUCGGCGACCAGCUGAGCUCGCAGGAGAGCGUGCUCAACAGUCUGCUCAAGGACGCUGCUGCGCGUGUCAGCGACGAUGCGGAGGUUAUUGCGCCGGAGGAUGUCGUGCCUGUUGAGAGGCCGGUGGAGAGGCUGUCUGAGGCGGAUAAGAAGAAUGAUGUGAGGCGGCUGGACCGGCAGAUGGAGAGGACGCUGUAUCUUGUUGUCAAGGGUCCGGAUGGGUGGGGCUUUCCUGCUGAUGUUCUCAAGGAUGAGAACCUCCACGAGGGCGCAAAGAGAGUAAUGGAUCAAGCUGCCGGUGUCAACAUGAACACCUGGCUCGUCGGCCGCGUCCCCGUUGCCCACCUCGUCCAGGAGCCCGUCCUCGGCAAGAGCGGCGAGGUCCAGAAGAAGGGCCAAAAGACCUUCUUCAUCAAGGGAAGAAUCAUGGCUGGCCAGGCUGACCUGAAGGGCAACCCCUUUGGAUACACAGACUUUAAGUGGUUGACGCGGGAGGAGCUGGAGAAGGAGUUGGCGCCGGAGUACUUCCGUGGUGUUAGGAAUAUGAUGGCUGAUAGGUAA